Auxenochlorella protothecoides is the source of this 228-nucleotide messenger RNA. RefSeq lists its product as hypothetical. Bases 1 to 228 code for a protein of 75 amino acids. Lineage: Eukaryota; Viridiplantae; Chlorophyta; Trebouxiophyceae; Chlorellales; Chlorellaceae. The record is from RefSeq and is a predicted model, not a curated record. The transcript has 2 exons.
AUGAGUCCCCUAGCCAGUCGACACAGGACGCGACGAUCUCAUGGGAGGCCGCAGUCGUGGACAGUUGAUGACCACAUUUUCAUGCAGGAAGCCCUGGCCCAGGUGGGGCUAGACAGUGCUUCUGCCUCUGUGGGAGCCGGUGCCUCAUGCCCGUCACAUCCUGGGGACAGCCUCGAGCCUGCCCUCCCCCUCGCAAUCGAAUCUGCAGGCACGCUUUGCAUUGGCUGA